AAAAAGCUAAGCGGCUUUGGAUAUUUGUUUUGAUAAAGACAACAUAGCCCUGGGGUUGCGGAACAUGGAGGAAGGGUCCGGUGAAGGUGACAUGUUUACCGUUGAGCACGAGCUGAAGAACGCACCUUGCUUAUAACCAACGAUCUCUUGGGCCAUGAAGGUUGAGAAUUUCCUGUAUUCAUAACAAUACUCUGGUUCUAUGGCUGAUUGACACCCGUGAGACAUCCAUGGACUCUGCUUGAAGCUAACUUAACGGGACAUGCUGAAAAAGUUGGGAUUGAAAACUUUGAACUAUUAAAGGUCCUUGGAACUGGGGCUUAUGGAAAAGUGUUUCUUGUAAGAAAAAUCAGUGGCCAUGACACCGGAAAGCUUUUUGCCAUGAAGGUUCUGAAAAAGGCAACAAUAGUUCAAAAAGCAAAGACUGCAGAGCACACCAGGACAGAGCGUCAAGUGUUGGAGCAUAUUCGACAAUCACCUUUCCUUGUCACAUUACAUUAUGCUUUCCAGACAGAUACAAAACUCCACCUUAUUUUAGACUAUGUGAAUGGAGGGGAAUUAUUCACUCACUUGUCACAAAGAGAACGUUUCACAGAGAAUGCAGUGAGAAUAUACAGUGGGGAGAUAGUGCUGGCACUGGAACAUCUACACAAGCUUGGAAUUAUAUAUCGAGAUAUUAAAUUGGAGAAUAUACUUCUUGACAGUAACGGGCAUGUGGUUCUGACAGAUUUUGGACUUAGUAAGGAGUUUCUAAUUGACGAAAAUGAGCGAGCAUACUCUUUUUGUGGAACCAUAGAAUACAUGGCUCCUGAAAUUGUGCAAGGAGGUGAUGCAGGACAUGAUAAGGCUGUAGAUUGGUGGAGCCUUGGGGUGCUGAUGUAUGAGCUAAAAACUGGAGCAUCGCCCUUUACUGUCGAUGGAGAAAAAAAUUCACAAGCCGAGAUUUCAAAGAGAAUUCUAAAAAGUGAUCCUCCUUAUCCCCCAGAAAUUGGUCCUUUAGCAAAAGACAUAAUGAAGAAACUGCUCGUUAAAGACCCCAAAAAAAGGUUGGGUUCUGGUCCAGGAGGUGCUGAGGAAAUUAAAUCUCACCCCUUCUUUCAGAAAAUAAACUGGGAUGAGUUAGCUGCCAAAAACAUUGAAGCCCCGUUUAAACCAGUCAUCAGGGACGAGUUGGAUGUCAGCAAUUUUGCAGAAGAAUUCACAGAAAUGGAUCCCACAUAUUCGCCCGCAGCGUUGCCUCAGAACUCAGAUAGGAUCUUUCAGGGCUAUUCUUUCAUUGCUCCAUCCAUUCUCUUCAAGCGUAACGCUGUGAUGACUGAUCCCAUUCAACUUCAUAUUGGAGUGGAUCGCCCUGGUAGUACUGCCAUUGCACGGAGUGCUAUGAUGAAGGAUUCUCCGUUUUAUCAGCACUAUGAUCUUGAUCUGAAAGACAGUUCACUUGGAGAAGGAAGUUUCUCCAUCUGUAGAAGGUGUCGGAAUAAGAAAACUGGGCAGGAGUUUGCAGUGAAAAUUGUCAGCAAAAGAAUGGAAGUGAACACUCAAAGGGAGAUAGCAGCUCUGAAACUCUGUGAAGGACACCCGAACAUUGUAAAACUGCAUGAUGUUUACCAUGAUCAGCUACACACAUUUUUGGUAAUGGAGCUACUGAAAGGGGGGGAGCUGCUGGAAAGAAUUCGAAAGAAAAAACACUUCAGUGAAACAGAAGCCAGUUACAUAAUGCGCAAGCUGGUUUCUGCUGUCAGUCACAUGCACGAUGUCGGAGUUGUCCACAGGGAUUUGAAGCCUGAGAACUUGCUGUACGCUGACGAAAGUGACAGCACAGAAAUUAAAAUCAUAGACUUCGGUUUUGCACGCUUGAAACCUCCUGAUAAUCAGCCACUGAAGACUCCAUGUUUCACACUGCAUUAUGCAGCUCCUGAACUGCUGAAGGAUGAUGGUUACGACGAAUCUUGUGAUCUGUGGAGUUUGGGUGUCAUCUUGUACACCAUGUUAUCAGGCAAAGUUCCCUUCCAGUGUGAAGAACAGACAUUGACUUCCACAAGUGCAGAAGAAAUCAUGAAAAAGAUAAAGCAAGGGGACUUCUCAUUCGAAGGGGAAGCCUGGAGAAGCGUCUCGCAAGAGGCCAAGGAGCUCAUACAAGGACUCUUAACUGUUGAUCCAAACAAACGGAUUAAAAUGUCGAGCCUACGUUUCAAUGAAUGGCUUCAGGAUGGCAGUCAGUUGUCAUCCAACCCACUGAUGACUCCAGACAUUCUUGGUUCUACUGGACUUUCUGUCCACACCUACGUCAAAGCAACCUUUCACGCCUUCAACAAGUGCAAGAGGGAGGGCUUUUGCCUUCAGAAUGUGGACAAGGCACCCCUGGCGAAAAGGCGCAAAAUGAAGAAAACUAGCACCAGCACUGAGACGCGGAGCAGCUCCAGUGAAAGUUCCCAUUCCUCCUCUUCCCAGUCCCAAGGCAAGACCACUCCCACCCCAAUGAUGCAGCCCAGCAACCCAGUGGACAGCAAUAACACAGACAGUAUCUUCCAGUUCUCUGAUUAAGCUGCUACAGUCCCUCUUUCACAAUUUAAAAAAAAAAUCAUGUUUUAAUCAUCCGUAUAACCCUUUGAAGACCACAUGCCAUUUUUAAAUGCAUUCCUCCAUAGUAUCUUGUGACAUUUAUUUAUGUUGUGUAUAUGUAGAUAGUCCUGCAUUGUCCUACAAGGUUGAUUGACCCAGUUUUCUCUGGGGAAUCCAGAGCUAGGGGGUCAUUAAGUACAAGAUCCAAAUAAUGAAUUCAAUAAUGAAAUUCAGGAGAAACGUCUUUACCCAAAGAGUGUCAAGAAUGGUGAACGUGCUACCUCAUGUAAUUGUUGGAAUGAAUAGAGUAGUUGUGAUUAAGGGCAAAAUAACUAAAUACAUGAGGAAGAACAGAACAAAAGGCCCAUACUGACAGGGUGAAGUAGGGCAGGAGGAGGCUCUGAGAGAGCAUGAAAGCAACAUGGACCACUUGGGCCUGUGGCCUGUUCCUGUGCUGUAAUUUCUGUAUGUAAUAUUCUGUAUAUUGGAACAGGGACUGAUUUUUAAAAGAUUCAAAAAUAGAUGUACUGCAGAGAGUGAAACUCUGUGCCUGGCAUUCAAAGGGCUUUUAGUUCUUUACUCUGUGUAUUUUUUGUGUGAAAGAAUGGCUGCAGUAUGCAAACAUCUAUGAGGUGUAUUUUUCAAAGAACAUAUCUCUGUUGUACAGGCCUGAAAGGAUUGAAGGUAAGAUGAAAGCGCGGUGUUUACUAACUUACCUUUAUCUAAAAGACUGUAUCGAUGACAGAUUUGCUGUAUAAAUAGAUCUAUUGAUGUACAUAAAAUAUGCAACAGAGGUAGGCAGAGGAUUCAGAUUUCUCAGAUUAUUUGCUAGACUGUUUACAGCUGCCACUUGGUGUUAAUUCUUUUCCAGACACUUUGAUAUUCCUGCUCUGUCUGUUGGAGUAUUGGAAUCACUCUCAGUUGUCUUUCCUGCAUUUCCUCUCUCAGUAUCAAAGCACCCAGCAGCCUGAUGUGUUUUGGUGCAAACUUAGCAGGUUUAUCUUAGACACAAGAGAUUUUCCAGAUGGUGGAAAUCCAGAACAACACAUGCACAAAAUGCUGGAGGAACUCAGCAAGUUAGGUAGCAUCUGUGGGGAGGAAUAAACAGUCUUGAACCGUCUUGGCCUGAAACAUUGAGUUUCUAUAUAUAGCUGUUGCUGGACCUGCUAGCAUUUUGUGUGAGUGCUAAGGAUUUCCAGAAUCUGCAGAAUCUCUCAUGUUUAUGAUUUGCUGCUCCACUGUGAAUUCUCUUCAAGGUACACCUACCCUGAAGAAGUUUAAAUAUUCUCUUUGAUGGGAGUUCAUUAAGACUGUCUCACUGCUCCCCUUCAAGGUCUCUGCUAAACCUUCAACUAUGAGCUCAGACUCGCUCACCUAACGCUGCCAACUUGUACUCUUUCCCCUCCCCCCAGCUUCUCUUUCUCACUUCUUCUCCUUUCCUUUCCAGUCCUAACGAAGGGUCUCGGCCUGAAAUGUCAACUUUUUAUUCAAUUCCAUAAAUGCAGCCUGACCUGCUGAGUUCCUCCAGCAUUUUGUGUGUAGCAGGUUUAUCUCCCUGCUUUCUUGGUGCUUGGUGCUGUUUGUCUCCUGGCAAUCUGAGAAGAAAUUUAUAUUCCCAGCAGGGUUGGGAGAUUUUAUUUUAAUUGUUCACCUUCAAAAUAAACCCUUGUUGUUAUGUUACUAACUAUGAACACUGCAGGAGUGUAAAGUGUGUGAACCAUUUGAGAAAUCUGAGUCCUAAGGUGACUUUUAUUUAUGCUGUUUUAUUUGUUAGAGUGGGUGGGUGGGUACCAUUUGGUAAGUUGCUUAUAUAGUGAAGCAAUGGCUUUUUGAUAGAAAUGUUUGGCUUCUGUUGCCAAAUGCUUUGUUAUAAAUGUAUUAUUUGGCAUGUAAUCUGUUUAUUUCUUGCAUGAGCAAUAAUCUUGUAGCAAACCUGUUAGUACAAGUUUUUAAAAAGUUUGUGUUCCAGCCAUUAAUUUCUCUACUGCUGUCUCGCAGCCAACAGCUUGUCUUGCUUGGUAAUUGUGUUCAUGAAUGACCAAUAGUUAGAUAGUUGAGUGAUGCAGACUCUGCUCUUGCUAAUAUAAAUAAUCUGUGCUGCAUUGUUGCACGGAAAAUUUACGCACUAUUUGUACUGCAGGGACCCUUAUGAUGUGAAGUCCCCUGUUGGAUGAAAGUGUAUAUUAUUUUUAAGUACAUCUGCAGGUAAACUGCAGCUCAGUCAUUUUAGCAAAAACUCAGUGAAGAUUAUCCAUAGGAAUUCAGGUGAAUAGAAUGAUAGAUGCUCAACCUGCCCCACAGUAGUUGCAGGUGAGAGUCACAGAUUCUAUGCACAACAAGCAACAGGCUUCCAAAAACUUGCCACAUUUUCCAACUUCUGGAGCAACACCACAUAUUCUGUUUGGGUAGCCUCCAACUUAAUGACGUGAACAUUGAUUUCUCCCACUUCCAAUAAUUUCUCCUUUCCCCUGACCCCAUCUCUUUUUCCAUUCUGGCUCCCCUCUUAUCCCUUCUCUACUCUUCACUGCCUAUCACUUGCCUCUGGUGCUAUUCCUCCUUCCCUUUCUUCCAUGGUCCUUUGUCUUCUCCUGUCCAAUUCCUCCUCUUUCAGCUCUUUACCUUUUCCACAUCUUACCUCCUAGCUUCUCACUUUAUCCCCCUCCCUAACCAAAGCACCUAACCCCUCAGCUGGUCUCAUCUAUCACCCGCCAGUUUGUACUCCUUCUCCUCCCCCCACCUACCUAUUCUGACUUCUGCCUUCUUCCUUUCCAGUCCUAAUGAGUAGUCUCUGCCUGAAAGAUGGACUGUUUAUUCAUCUCCAUAGACACUGCCUGACUUGCUGUGUUCUUCCAGCAUUUUGUCUUUGUUACUCUAGAUUUCUAGCAUCUACAAAAUCCUUGUGUUCAGGAAGCUGAUUCCCAUCUUUGACUUUCGCUAAUGCCUUUUACACUCUCUAAUGAAAUAUAAAUUGCAAUAUAAGCAGAAUGCUGCAGAAGGAAACCUGAAAUGAAAAUAGUGCAUGCUAAAAUGCACAUCUACUCUGCAAAGAACACAACAGUUAUUUUUCUCCCCUCCACAUAUUCCACCAACUUGCCUGUUUCCAGCACUUGCUGUUUUCAUUUUCUCUAAAAAAAAAUGCUGGAGGAACUCAGCAGGUCAGGCAGCAUCUAUGGAAAGAAAUAAACGUUUCGGGCUUUAUGAACUGCUGAGUCCCAUCAGCAUUCUGUGUGCGUUGCUCAAGACUUCCAGCAUCUGCAGUCUCUUGUGUGCAUCUAAAGUUUUCUUUAUCAGUCAUGGAGGCACAGAGGAACAUCUGACUUUUAGCCUAUGUCAGUUUUGAUCUGAUCUGAUCUGUGACCGAGUACAAAAUAAUUUUCAAAUAACCUUGGGGUUUGAGUUUUUAGAAGUCUGUUGUCUCUGAUUUCUUUCGUGUGAAUAGGAAACUUUUCGAAGUAUGAUACCUUACUGAAAAGGAAAUGUUAUCAUUGUGAUCUACAUGACCAAAAGCAAGGGCCAUAAUUUUUCGUACCAAUGCAAUCUUGCCCACCGGUCAUAUUUAAACAAUGUAUCUCUGUGCUUGAGGGAUUGCUUUGAGUGAAGACUACCUGUAUUUAUCUGUAUCUCUGCUUGGUUAUCAGCUUAAGGAACAAUGAAGGCCAGAGAGAGCAGAUGGGCCUGGGUUCUGGAUCGCCCUAUUACAAUUGUUCCUGUGCUUAUUUUACCAGUGGGGACUUGCAGUUGAAACUUCCUGGGAAGAUCAGGGCAUAAAACACAGGCAGAUAUCUUAUUCCUCAGCAACCCCCUCAUCCAAUCUGUCAUUGUACUGAAUAGGACUUUACAAAAAACACCAUUACAGCUGUCCUGUCCUUUGAAUGUCAGUGUCGUGCAAAGCUCAAAGUUUGUGAAGUUGAUUAAUGUUUGCUCUAGUGGAACACUUAUUAAAAAUACAAUGGAGAAAACAAAAUAUCCUUCAGUCCAAGUAACUCUGAGGCUAUGGUGCCAUUAACAUAAAUUAUUAAUGUAGACAUACUGCUACAUUACUCAUCUAAAUUCAAGACACUGUCCAGAGAUGGAGCUUUGUAAGUGAUGGGAGGAGUGUCUCAACGGACAUAUCUGAAUGAUCAUUGAUAUGUGUAUGGCAAAAUCUCACUAAAGGUCAUUGAAGUGGAUUAUAUCCAAAGAUUUCUUCACGUAACAUGCCACAUCACUUUUGAUGCCAAAGUUUUCCCAGGAAGUUUUCAACCAUUUUAAUUAUAUUUUAUUUACUGUUACUGGGUAUGUUGCACUGGGUGUAUUAUGAAUCUGUUAACCAUGUAUGCCUGGACAGUAUCUGAGGGAAGUUCUUAAAAAUGUAUUUUUUUAAUGUUAGUAUGAGUUUUCUCAGCAUGGGGAUUACUAAAUUACUCCACACCCUUAAGAGUACAUGGUGUGCUUUAAGUGGGUGUCGACCAUUGCAUCUCUAAAUGUUUGGUGCACGGUCCAGGCUGAAUUGUGCAGUCUCUUUUUAGAGGCUUCUUUCAUUAUAAUCUUGCCAUCGUUUUUUGGGACUUUGUAAAUAUUAAGAUGUUGAACAGAUUGCAUUGUUAAUUUCUUUAUGCAUCCAGGUUCAAUACGACCAGUAGUUUUAAAGAGCUACAGGCUUCUCUUCAGUCUAGGUGAAACAUACUCUACAGAGCUGUACACAAUACACAGUGCAAAACUAUUCAAAACCUCUUCUCCUCCAAGUCUUUAUACUUAAGGGAGUUGGGCUUAUAUGUUUAAACAAAAUCAUACUGAACAUGAAUUUUUGCAUAUAGUUUUUAACCCUGUAUAAUAUUGACUUUUACAAAGCUUGAUUAAAAGUAGAAUAUUGUUCUUACAGGGGAACUGCCGUAAUAUAUUUAUUGAUUAUUUAAUGAGGAAAAUGAGUAAAGUAUUGAUAAGUUUAUUAUAGCUUUCUAGCGACUUGUACAAAGUUUUUAAAAGUUGAAAGCAUUAUUCAGGUGAGCCUGUGAAAGCUUUUAAGACUUUUUAGAACAUUAAAGUCAAAUUGUUUUAAAUGCAACUUCUUAAAAGGAGGUUGGCAAAUAUUCAUUGUAUUUUUUAAAAAGAAAAAUUAUUUGUGGAUUUAUUGUGUGUGUUGAGGACAACUGUCCAUUGUACAAAUGUGCUAUGAGAUUGAUGCAAUUUAAUUCAGAACAUUUCAAUGACUAACAUUGCAAGUCUGUGAGGGCAUCUUGCUCCACAAUAAUGAUUACACUUUAUUGACACUUACAGGAAAAUAGCAUUUUGCUUUGCCAUAAAUUUAGGUAUUCUUUGUUGUCUUAAGGAAUAGAACAAUUUGUACAGCAAAUGUGAUCGAACCAUCUCAAGGAUACAGUUCUGGUGCAUAUCUGUCCACUUAUCCCAUAACAGAUGUGCCUGAUCCCUGCAGGAGUAAUCAUACUGAACCCCUCCAUUCUACACUGCCCUUCUUAACCCCGGUAAUGACAUGUUAGUAACACCACCUCAGCACCAGCGAUCUGGGUUCAAAUCCACCUCUCCCCAUAAAGACAUUGUAUGUUCUCCUGUGACUGCAUGCAUUUCCUCUGGGUGUUCCAGUUUCCUCCCAUAUUCCAAAGAUGGUGCCUGCUUGCUGCAGGCUUCAUCCUCACCAGUCGAAUUACAGGACUGCAGUCGGAUGAAAAGUGUACAUAGUUCCACUGUAACUGAAAUAAAACUUGUAGAUUCUAGGAAUCUGAAACAAAAAUUCUGCCAAAAAUGAAGUCCCAAUGAAAGGUCAUUCACCUAAAAUAUUGACUGUUUCUAUCUUUGCAAAUACUGCCUAACCUGCUGAAUGUUUCCAGUCUCUGCAAAGCCCAUGUAGAAACACUCCACAGGUUAACCAGGUAAACUAGAUAAGUGCAACCACGGAACAUUUUGUUGAAACUAAUUGAUGCAUUAGUUUUCAGUGACAGCAUUGUUCAGUUGACAAUAAAUAGAGUAAAGAUCGAGUUCAUUGUCAUCUGCACAGUACGUAUGUACACAGGUACAAUUAAAAACUUAACAGCAGCAUAACAGGCACAUAGCAUCAGAAAAACAGCUCUCACAAGAAAAAAAUAAACAAAUUAUACUCAGUUUUUACAAGAAGGAACAUGCCAAACCCCCUUAACCUUCUGAGAAAAUAUAGACACAGAAUCACUUUCCAUAUGAUUGCAAAGAGAAAUAGUAGCAAAGUUACUCUAGUGUAAUAUUAACAUCCCGUCAUUGCAACCCCCACCCUCCACCCCAAUCUCAAGUACAGAGUAACAAACUGUUUAAAAUAAAAAUGGAAAACGCUGGAAGCAUUAGGGAUAGAGAAGCCAGAAAUGACUUUUCAACUUGAUGACCUUUCAACAGAACAUAUUUAAAUUUGCCAACAACCACCUUUGUUGUGUUAGGUAAAUGUUAACCAUCAAAAUUUAAAAUGUUACUGCUAUGAGUGCCGUUAGUCUGAUAUCCCCUGGGUGUAAACAUUAGUAUUAAAACAAGCCGCAGGGCACAUUACCAGCGUUAAUGUGUUACAAUUCCUACAUUAUCUCCCCCAUUAAAAUAACACAGUAUCUUGGUUUACAUAGAAUGUACAGAAACAGGCCAUUCACAUUGGUAACACAUUCAGAGGAUGGCAAGAGGAAAGCCAGAAUGCUCAGUGUGUUACCUAAGGGUUGGCUGAUUGGCAGGAAACAGAGAGUGGGAAUAAAGGGAUCCCAUUCUGGUUGGCUGCCGGUUACCGGUGGUGUUCCACAGGGGUCCGUGUUGGGGCAGCUUCUUUUUACUUUGUACAUCAACAAUUUGGAUUAUGGAAUAGAUGGCUUUGUGGCUAAGUUUGCUGAUGAUACAAAGAUAGGUGGAGGGGCUAGUAGUGCUGAGGAAACAGAGAGACUGCAGAGAGACUUGGAUAGAUUGGAAGAAUGGGCAGAGAAGUGGCAAAUGAAAUACAAUGUUGGAAAGUGUAUGGUUAUGCACUUUGGUAGAAGAAAUAAACAGGCAGACUAUUAUUUAAAUAGGGAGAGAAUUCAAAGUUCUGAGAUGCAACGGGACUUGGGAGUCCUCGUGCAGGAUACCCUUAAGGCUAACCUCCAGGUUGAGUUGGUGGUGAAGAAGGCGAAUGCAAUGUUGGCAUUCAUUUCUAGAGGAAUAGAGUAUAGGAGCAGGGAUGUGAUGUUGAGGCUCUAUAAGGCACUUGUAAGACCUCACUUGGAGUACUGUGUGCAGUUUUAGGCUCCUUAUAGUCAUAGUCAUUGUCAUAGUCAUACUUUAUUGAUCCCGGGGGAAAUUGGUUUUCGUUACAGUUGCACCAUAAAUAAUAAAUAGUAAUAGAACCAUAAAUAGUAAUAUGUAAAUUAUGCCAGUAAAUGAUGAAAUAAGUCCAGGACCAGCCUAUUGACUGAGGGUGUCUGACCCUCCAAGGGAGGAGUUGUAAAGUUUGAUGGCCACAGGCAGGAAUGACUUCCUAUGACGCUCUGUGCUGCAUCUCGGUGGAAUUUAAGAAAGGAUGUGCUGACGUUGGAGAGGGUUCAGAGAAGAUUCACUAGAAUGAUUCCGAGAAUGAGAGGGUUAACAUUAUGAGGAACGUUUGUCCGCUCUUGGACUGUAUUCCUUGGAGUUUAGAAGAAUGAGGGGAGACCUCAUAGAAACAUUUCGAAUGUUGAAAGGCAUGGACAGAGUGGAUGUGGCAAAGUUGUUUCUCAUGAUGGGGAAGUCUAGUACAAGAGGGCAUGACUUAAGGAUUGAAGGGUGCCCAUUCAGAACAGAGAUGCGAAGGAAUUUUUUCAGCCAGAGGAAUCUGUGGAAUUUGUUCCACAGGCAGCAGUGAAGGUCAAGUCAUUGGGUGUAUUUAAGGCAGAGAUUGAUAGGUAUCUGAGUAGCCAGGGCAUCAAAGAUUAUGGUGAGAAGCUGGGGGAGUGGGACUAAAUGGGAGAUUGGAUCAGCAACAUGAUAGAAUGGUGGAGCAGACUUGAUGGGCCGAAUGGCUGACUUCUGCUCCUUUGUCUUAUGGUCUUAUGGGCUGUACCAGUGUUUAUUACACCACACAACCAUCCUGUCAACACCUGUCAGCUCAUCUUUUAUUAUAUCCUUUUGUUCCUUUCUCCCUUGUCCUUUUUAGAGCAUAGAACAUUACAACACAGUACAGACCUUUUGGCCUAUGAUGUUGUGCUGUCCUUUUAACCUACUCUAAGAUCUAACUCUUCUCUUCUACAUAUUCCUCCAUUUUUUUUAUCAUCCAUGUGCCUGUCUAAGAGUUUUUAAAAUGUCUUAAUGUAUCUGCCUCUACCGCCAUCCACACACUCACCACUCUCUGUGUAAAGAACUUAGCUCUGACAUCCCCCUUAUGCUUUCUUCCAAUCUGCUUAAAACUGUGCCAUUUCCACAUUGGGAAGAAGUCUCUGACUUUUUUAGUUCUACUUUUUUUUAUAUUUCAUUACCACAUAGGAGGCCAUUUGUCCUGUUAAGUCCAUGCCAAUUCACAGAGCAAUCCCAGUGCUCACUGAAUGUCCCUGUAUUCUCCGUACAUUCCCAUCAAUCCCAGCACUCCACGUGCACCAGGGGCUGCCAGUUGACCUACCCACUGACAUAUCUCUAGGAUGUGGGAGCAAACUUGAGCACCUCAAGAAGGCACACAUGCUCACAACUCCAUCCAGUGCAAACUCCAUACACAGGUUGGAAUUGGACCUUGAUCUAUAGCACUGUGAAAAUGCAACUCUGCUCGCUGUCUCAAUGUGCCACACCAACUUCCAAGUUCUCCUCACUCUCUGAAUCAAGAAACUUUUUUCCAAUAAUAGGGCAAAUGAGGGCUAUGGGGGAAAAGGCAGGUAAUUAUAGGUGAGUCCAUGGCCAGAUCAGCCAUGAUCUUAUUGAAUGGCAGAGCAAGCCUGACGGGCUGAUUCCUGCUCAUAUUUCUUAUGUUCUUAAACUUGUACUGAAUUCCCUGCUGGCUUGCUAAGUGUCAGUCUCUCGUUUACUGUGUCUUGUUUUGGGUUCCCCUGAGGCUGACAUUAAGUAGACACGUGCCUGAGUAGACCUCUUUGUGAUAUUAAAGAGAACACAAAAUCAGCUCCCAGGAAGACUUGUCAAUCUGAUCCCAAUUCCCUGUCGCUUCCCUGCCAUCCAGCAGGAGGUGAACUGUUUCUCCCUAGCCCCACCAAGCACAUUCUAGAUUGUGUCAAAUAAAAUACAUCUGUCAUGUCACUGCUUGAAUAUAUUGGCAGGUUCUUGUGCUGUGAGUGUACUGCCACCUGACUAAUGGAAAGUUUGCCAACCAGCUUGGUGCUGUUUUCUGUGUUGUCCACGGAUCUGUAAUGGAUGUAACAUCAGAAUCUGUCUGCUUACAUCUCCUGCUGGCUUCAUACCAUUUCUACUUCCCAGCAGUUUAUACUGGAAAUUGUUGAGAGCCUGAGUUACAGGGAAGAAGUAUUUCACAGUAAACAUAGUGCAAAGGCCAGAUUGCCUCUCCCAGUUGUUAAACCAGGCUCAACAGCAACUUGAAAUGUACAGAGGAAAUUGCAAUAAGCAAUCACCAAUAUUUGGCAACAGGUUUAAAGGAACUAUGGCCCUUCCCAGAAAUCACACCUAAUAAACUUUUAACUCAAGGAUUAACUAGUUUAACUCAAGGCCAUUUUUUACUUAAAUAUUUUAACUCAAGGAUUUAUUAGCAUUUAGUUUUCACUCUUCUAGCUUUUAAGUUGAGCAGGGAGAGAUUUAAUAGAAACCCAAGGAGCAACUUUUUCACCCAGAAGAUAUAGAAUGAGCUACCAGAGGAUGUGGUGGAGACAGGUACAUUAACAACAUUUAAAAGGCACACAAGUAGGAAAGGAGGAUAUGGGCCAAACACUGGCAAAUGGGACUAGCUCAGAUAGGAAUCUUGCUCAUCAUGGACUAGUUGGGCCGAAGGGCCUAUUUCUGUGUUCUAUAAUUCUAUGGCUGGUAGAUGCUAACCAUGGAGCUGAAGAUGUAUCUAUGCCAGGUUACACAAGCCUGUUUAAGAAGCUAGGGCUUUAUAAUAUGGAACCAGAGAUCACCAGAACAACUCAGAGUGGAUCUUGCUAGUAAUCGAGUGGCAGAGGAGCUCACUGGUUGAAUUUUCAUUCAUUUCUGACAACGUCUUGGUACAAACUAGGAAAGGCUGUGAAAUCCAAGAAACAGGCAGCAUUUGUAGAAAGCGCAGAAUAGUUUGUAGAGUAUUCAGGAAAAAGGUUGGAGCUGGGAGGAUAAUCUGUGCAUUUUGCUCACUUUGUGUAUACCAAGCACCAGUCACACCUGGAGUCCCUUCACAAUCGAGGCCAAAUACUAAAUCCAGUAUUUAGUUACAUCACAGCAGUUGUAGAAUAGAUCCCUGUUACUUUUCAUAUUUGUACACAUUUGACCUUUUCUGUUUCUUGUUCCCCACAUGGGUGGAAUAAUUUCUAAUGUAAGUUCUCUGCAUUAACAGUAAACUUUACAGUGAUACAGUACCUACUCACAUGAGCAUUGUUACUUUGUACAGAGAGGGCAUCUAGUUGAGAAAAGCAGUUAAUGGGAUCCCAUUAAUCACGGAUGAUCACUUGUACAAACCAGAUGGAACCCUGGUCAAUUAAAUUUUUUAUAGGUAUCUGUUAGUCUUGUGAGACCAUGGAUUUGCACCUUGGAAGACUGGCGGUUGCCCAUGCUGCAAGUCUCCCCUCUCCAUGCCACCGAUGUUGUCCAAGGGAAGGGCACUAGGGCUGAUACAACUUGGCACCAGUGCCGUUGCAGAGCAAUGUGUGGUUAACUGCCUUGCUCAAGGACACAACAUGCUGUCUCAGCAGAGGCUCGAACUAGCGACCUUCAGAUCACGAGACCAAUGCCUUAACCACUUGGCCAUGCGCCAACACAUCCUGGUCAUUUACUUUUUAAAAAAUAGAGUUAUAUUUAAGUAAGUAAUGUUUCUCAAAGUUAAUGAAAAAUAUAACCCCAUCUUUCACAUUGCAAUUAAAUUAAGGAGUGUUAACCAUUUGGGAGACUUGAUGAAGUCUGACACAUUACAUCUUUUUAAUCCGAUCUGCCUAUAGUUUACAUCUAACCAUUUACAUUCUGCCCCAUUUUCCAAAGUAUUUGCUAGGUAAUUCCAUGAAUUUGUCCGUUUACUUUCAGUGUGUAAAGGAUUUAAACACCUUUGUGUAUGGAAAAAAUGCAGUAUCUCUUGACACUCGAGAUAGGAUCUUAAAUUGUAACUUUACAAAAUGCUGCUUAGGUACCUCCUGGAGAAUAGUGUCCAUUUUUGGUCGCCUAGCUAUAGGAAGGAUGUGACUGCAUAGGAGAGAGUGCAGAUGAUAUUCACCAGGAUGUUUCCUAGAUUAAAAGAUUUUAGUAAUGGUGAGAGAUUGGAUAAAAUUGGCAUGUUUUUCAUUGAGUGAAGGAGGCUGAGAGGUAAGUUGGUAGAGAUUCAUAAAAUGAUAAGAAGCAUAGAUUGAGUAGACAGUAGAAUCCUUUUCCUUGCUGGAGUAUUAGAAACAAGAAGGGAUAGGUUUAAGGUGCGGGUUUAAGUGGUUUUAAGAGGUUAAAGUACUGUAGAUGUAUGUGGAUGAGAGGGAGGAACAGGACUUGUUUCUGCUGUUGUUGUUUGUUGCUUGUUGUGUUCUGUGUUGUUUUGCAGAGCAUUAUGGCCAUGCUAUGUUGGCACUGGAAUGUGUGGUGACACUUGCUCACCCUCUGAAGUAUUAGUUAAUGCAAAUGACGCAGCUUUAAUGCAUGCUUCGAUGUAAACUUGAAUCUUAAAUCUUGAGAGGAAGGAGUUUUAAAGAGUUUAUGCAAUACAGGCUAGCAAUGUAUCCAAUAAAGUGUUUUUUUCACACAGAGUGGUUGUUAGCUGGAUCUCACUGUUAGAGGAGGUAGUAGAAUCAGAUACAAUCGGUAUACAGACCAACCCCAGUAGGUACAGUCCCAAUGCAGGCCGAUGCAAAUGGUGUCAAUGGACAAACAAGAUUGGUUUAAAUGUAGUUGGUCACAGCAAUUUACACACCAAAUGCCACAUUCCCAGAGACCUCCUGCAAACACCAGUAUACUCUUAUGGAGUACAAAAUAGAAGGAAUUCAAUCAGAUUUUAAUGUAAGAUUAUCUCCGAUUCACCUCAACAAAAAAAACUGUAUUUAUUCAUACAGUAACAGGAAACACCUUGCAUUUCUUUAACAACCUCAGGCCAGCUGGAAAUGCUUUAUAACCAAAUGAGGUGUAAUCAUUAUUGUAAGGAACAGGGCAGUAGUGCAUCGAGAGGCAGGUGAACUUGUUUGGUGAAGUUUUUUUUUGUGAAGUUUAAGGGUUCAAUAUAACUAAUUCUUCAAAGUAUUGCAAUGGGAUUGUUUUGCAUCCAAAGAAGGGGAUGUAUGCAGGCCUUGGUUUAGUGCCUGCUCCUAAAGAUGCACUGAGGUAAGAAUUGAACAGAGGCCAGAGAACUACAUAGCUGAGAGAUGACAAGUAAACCAACAGAUUCCAUUGCUUCAAUAACAUGGAUUCCUGGCAUUUCUUCACUGAUCCUGUUUUAAAAGCAGGUGUUUAGCAAUUUCAAAGGACACUGCCUUUCAGUGCGUGGCUGUAUUAAUUCCCAUCUCCAAAGAGAAUUGCCUAUCCUCUGAGUUGUCUUACCCUGUUUUAUUCUGAGGACAGAUUUGUUCAUGUGCACUAGACUAACACUGGGAGUUUUAUUUUUUAACAAUAUAUUUUUAGCAUUAAUUAAUAUUUGUACCUUUCAAAACAGUUUGAUAGCAUAUUUACAGUAUUACUAUGUUCUUAGUAUUUGUGAAUUGUGUGUUGUGUUGUGACUUUUUGUUGUCUGGACAGUGAGGCAGAUGGCUUGGACAAUGGCAAAUCCUGAGAAUGUUUUCUUGAUCAAGUUAUUUAGGCAUGUGUGAAGCACUUUAAAUAUUUGAUACAGUGGCAUGCAAAAGUUCAGGCACCCCAGUCAAAAUUUCUGUUACUGUGAAUAAUUAAGUGAAUAGAAGAUGAACUAAUCUCCAAAAGUCAUAAAGUUAAAGAUGAAACAUUCUUUUCAACAUUUUAAGGAUUUUUGUUUUGUACAAUAUUAGAGUGAAAAAAAGGAAAGGAACACCAUGCAAAAGUUUGGGCACCCCAGGAGAUUUGAGCUCUCAGAUAACUUUUACCAAGGCCUCAGACCUUAAUUAGCUUGUUAGGGCUACGGCUUGUUCACAGUCAUCAUUAGGAAAGGCCAGGUGAUGCAAAUUUCAAAGCUUUAUAAAUACCCUGACUCCUCAAACCUUAUUCCAACAAUCAGCAGCCAUGGGCUCCUCUAAGCAGCUGCCUAGCACGCUGAAAAUUAAAAUAAAUGAUGCCCACAAAAUAGGAGAAGGCUAUAAGAAGAUAGCAAAGUGUUUUCAGGUUGCCGUUUCCUCAGUUCAUAAUGUAAUUGAGAAAUGGCAGUUAACAGGAAUGGUGGAGGUCAAGUUGAGGUCUGGAAGACCAAGAAAACUUUCCAAGAGAACUGCUCAUAGGAUUGCUAGAAAGGCAAAUCAAAACCCCCGUUUAACAGCAAAAGACCUUCAGGAAGAUUUAGCAGACCCUGGAGUGGUGGUACACUGUUCUACUGUGCAGCGACACCUGCAGAAGUAUGACCUUCAUGGAAGAGUCAUCAGAAGAAACCCUUUCCUGCGUCCUCACCACAAAAUUCAGCGUCAGAAGUUUGCAAAGGAACAUCUAAACAAGCCUGAUGCAUUUUGGAAACAAGUCCUGUAGACUGAUGAAGUUAAAAUAGAACUUUUUGGCCACAAUGACCAAAGGUAUGUUUGGAGAAAAAAAGGUGCAGAACUUCAUGAAGAGAAUGCCUCUCCAACUGUUAAGCACGGGAGUGGAUCGAUCAUGCUUUGGGCUUGUGUUGCAGCCAGUGGCAUGGGGAACAUUUACUGGUAGAGGGAAGGAUGAAUUCAAUUAAAUACCAGCAAAUUCUGGAAGCAAACAUCACACUGUAAAAAAGCUGAAGAUGAAAAGAGGAUGGCUUCUACAACAGGAUAAUGAUCCUAAACACACCUCAAAAUCCACAAUAGACUACUUCAAGAGGCGCAAGCUGAUGGUUUUGCCAUGGCCCUCACAGUCCCCCGACCUAAACAUCAUUGAGAAUCUGUGGAUAGACCUCAAAAGGGCAGUGCAUGCAGGAUGGCCCAAGAAUCUCACAGAACUAGAAGCCUUUUGCAGGGAAGAAUGGGCGAAAAUCCCCCAAACAAGAAUUGAAAAACUCUUAGCUGGCUACAGAAAGCGUUUACAAGCUGUGAUACUUGCCAAAGGGGGUGUUACUAAGUACUGACCAUGCAGGGUGCCCAAACUUUUUCUUUGGGCCUUUUUUCUUUUUUGUUAUUUUAUUUGGAAAUAAAAAAGUAAUCUUGCUUAAAAUAAUUAAAGGAAUGUGUCAUCUUUAACUUUAUGCCUUUUGGAAAUCAGGUCAUCUUUUACUCGCUUAGCUAUUCACAGUAACAUAAAUUUUGACCAGGGGUGUCCAAACUUUUGCAUGCCGCUGUGUAUCUCAAAUCCUUUGUCAAGAUAUGCACUGCUUUGGUAUUCUCUGUAAAUCUAUCAUAUCCCAGAGAUUUCCACUCCUGCUUACAUUUGGUAAGUCCAAACUUGGGAAGAAGUCUGACUGAGCUUUGCACAUAAAACAGGAAUGAAACCAGUUACUCUGCUGUUGACCUAAGGGGUUAUCUAGCGUAGACAGGUACAACAGUUACUAUGAGAUCAAGGGCUCAUGGUGACAGUUUAAGAUCGAUGAGGUAAUGUUAUAGCUCUAUAAAACACUGGUUUGGCCAUACUAGGGAUAUUGUGUUCAUUUCUGGUUCACCUCAUUAUAGGAAAGCUGUGGAAACUUUAAAGAGGGUGCAGAAGAGAUUAACCAGGAUGCUGCCUGAAUUAGAGAGCAUGUCUUAUGAGGAAAGGCUGAAGGAGCUGGACUUUUCUCUUUUGGAGGGAAGGCAGAUGAGAGGUGAAUUAGUAGAAGUAUACAAGAUGAUAAGAGGCAUGGGUUCAGCGGAUAGCCAGAGACUUUUUUCCCAGGUUGGAAAUGGCUAAUACAAGGGAAUGUCAGAGAGUGACGGAUGUGUGGAACACUCUGUCAAGGGUGGGGGUAGGUAGGCACAUGGAUGAUAGAAACAUGGAGGACCAUGUAAGAAGGAAGGAUUAGAUUGUUCUUAAUGUAGGUUAAAAAGUCGACACAACAUUGUGUGCUGAAAGGCCUGGUGUCUCUGCCGUACAGCUCUUCCUCUUCAAGGAACCUCAUCUGCACCUGAUCCAUUUCCAAGCCAGACAGUGGAAACGCAGCAAUUCAACUGAUCAGUGAAAUCUCUCCUGAAAAUGACCUCCUCCAUUCUUUCCUCACUGUCAUUUUAACAACAAUUUGAAGGGUAAAAAUUCUUAAACAUGGUUGUCAUAAUUAUGUAGCAAAAAAGAUACACGAUGGAGUCCCACACCUCAUAGUCCGUCUGAUAGCUUCCAACUGACAGCAUGUACAUCAGUUUCUCCAACUUCCAGCAAUUUCUUCCCCCCUCUCCCUUCUCUCUUUUUCCAUUCCCCAUUCUGGCCCCCCUCUUUAUCGCUUUGCUUCUCUUUAUCUGUCCCUCCUCUUUAAAUGUGUGUCCUCUAGUAUUUGACAUUUCUGCCUUGGCAAAAAAGACUGCCUACCCUAUCUGUGUGUGCCUCUCAUAAUUCUAAAAGCUUCUGUCAGUCUGCUCUCAGCCUGUGACAGUGUUUUAGCCAGGUAGGAAUGAAUCUAUGGAAUGCUCUGCACAGACUGUGGUGGAGGCCAUGGGUAGAAGUUGAUCAAUUCCUGAUUGGUCAGGGCAUCAAAGGGUAUGGCGACUGGCAGGUGUAUGGGGUUGAGCAGGAUCCGGGAUCAGCCAUGAUGGAAUGGCAGAGCAGACUCGAUGGGCUGAAUGGUCUGAUUCUGCUCCUACUCUUAUGGUCUAAAGAACCUGAGUUCAGAAAACAUUUUGCUGCUCAGACGUUCUAUUCCACUAGCAACCUGGUGAAACCUCUUUUGCAUGGUAUAAUGGGAUUUCAUGUGAUCUAACCUUCCAGGUCAGUCUACUAUGUGGAAGCUCUUCAACAGUCUUACUGAAGGGUAACCACAAUUCUACUAAAGCUAUCCCCAACUACAUCGUCAGGGUACAUAGAACGGUACGGGUUCUUGCCCCACAAUGGUGUGCUGACCUUUUAACAUAGUCCUCCAUUUUCUUUCAUCCUUGGGUAGUUACAGUUACUAACUCCGGAUUAUUUAACUAAUUAGAACACAAUAGUGUGAUGACCUUUUAACCUACGCCAACCUUCCCUCCUACAUAACCCUCCAUUUUUUUCUAUCAACCAUGUGCCUAUCUACAAGUUUCUUAAAUGCUCCAAAUUUUACACUAAUUAAAUUUACAUUUCUCUGCUGUCAACCUAAUUAGAUCGCUUCCUCUGGAUUAUUAGUGCAGUAAUUUAACCAUUGAACUACCACACUCCUGCCCAGCAGUCACCCCCCUCCCCCAUCCCCAUAACCCAUUACUUGCUUUGUCCAAAGUGGAACAAACUGUAACAAAAUUAUUUCCAUUCCUCACCUAGUGAUCGUGCAAACUUGAAGGCAGCCUUUGUCAGACUCGACAGUAGUUACGUGCAUAUUUGGUGGUAACUACGGGCAAGAGUGACUUGGGUUUUAUAAUAUGGAAGUAGAAAUUUAAUUAAACGGUGGAACAUUUUAACAAUGAGUUCGAUUGUCAAAGUUUUAGAGGUGUGUUGGGGGAAGGGAGAUAUAUUGUGAAUAGCUACUGUACUUAUUUAAUAUGGCUUGAUGUAUGAGUAGUUUCUAUAAUACAUAUUGUACACGUGCACACACUCUUAAGUUGUAACAGGCAAAACAAACCACACAGCAAUGCUUGUGUGUUGUGCAGGUUAUUUCUCCUGAGACAACGUGAGUCACACACACUGUGGAAAUCCUCCUUUAUGCAACACAAGACUGUACCUGUAUGUUAUCUAUUCAACCGUCUGUUCAAAAAUAGUCUCUAUCUUCUAGCUGGGCUAGGAAUUGAAAGUGUUGAAGCUUUUCUGUGUAGAACCUUGACAACAACGAGUCGGUAGCGAAGAUUUUUAAAUCAAAGUGGAAUGCCAAAGUACUGAAUUUUUCAUCCGUCGCUGUACAUAUAUAUCACUCAGGCCUGGAGAGAAAUAUUAGCUUGUUAUAUGUAAUAUAGUGGUGGUGGUGGUGGUAGUUAGGGGCAUAUUUACAAGAGUGACAUGGUUUUUAUAAUAUGGUUUAUUUAUUGUAGAGAUGAUCAAAUCAGGAUUAUUUUAAUAUUGCGAGAGGGAGAGUUUAUAAACUUGGUGUCAUAACGGAAGCAACUAUCCCUGUGUUUUUAGGGAAUAUACUGAUAAGUUGUAUCAACUUGAAAACUCGCGUCAGAUGGUAGAGAGAACUGUGCUCUGUAAACUAAUACUUUUACGAACUGGUGCAAUGUUUGGCCUGUACGAAUACGCUGGCUUCAGUUUCAUUCAGUUUUAAACUAAGGAUUACAAUUGUAAACAAGGGCUCACACUUUCAGAGACAUUUGUGUGAAUAAAUGUACUUGCUACUGUCUGUUUUUGAAAUGAAAUAAACUCACCAAUAGAAUGAAAGAAGUGUGUUAGUUUUUUUUAUUUGCAGUCUUCUUUCAUCUACUGUUAGUGUGGCUGAAAACUGGUGCAGCUGCUCCCCCUGGUGGGAGCAGCGCAGCGA
Molecule: messenger RNA, 20248 nt
Organism: Mobula hypostoma (lesser devil ray)
Lineage: Eukaryota; Metazoa; Chordata; Chondrichthyes; Myliobatiformes; Myliobatidae
Product: ribosomal protein S6 kinase alpha-5
Exons: 18
Coding region: 379-2541 (720 amino acids)
Biological process (GO): intracellular signal transduction; regulation of DNA-templated transcription; peptidyl-serine phosphorylation
Molecular function (GO): magnesium ion binding; protein serine/threonine kinase activity; ATP binding
Source: RefSeq, a predicted model, not a curated record